Molecule: messenger RNA, 702 nt
Organism: Aspergillus calidoustus
Lineage: Eukaryota; Fungi; Ascomycota; Eurotiomycetes; Eurotiales; Aspergillaceae
Source: the annotation of a GenBank genome assembly
AUGUCUGCCGAACCACCGCACGACGCGGCAUCCCCCUCCCCACCGCCCCAACCACCCAUCGCCCAGACCCCUGGUCCCCGAGUUACGCGACUACAAGACAUCUACGCCCAGGCACUCGCCCGCACACUGCGCGCAAACUCGUACGCGAACUUUGCGGCGUGCUUCCCGACGCCUGCGAAACAUGUCCCUGCCAGUCUAGAAAGCGUAUGGCGCCAGUUGAAUGCGAAGCUAGAGGAGAGCGCCAAGGCAGAGUUUGAAGAUAUUUUGAACGAGAGGGAUGCGGUGAGGCAGCUGAAUGAGUUGGAUCGGUUGGUUGGGGAGGCUAGGGCGAGGAGGGAACAGGCGAGAAAUGGCACGGAGAGGGAUGCGAUGGAGGGGGUAGAAGCCGAGGGGGAGGAGCGUGUUCCGCCGCAUACAUUGCCCCCAGGCGAGCUGUUCAGGGCACAUUUGACGCCGCAGCUCGAAAAGACAAAGGCGGUUUUAGAUGGGAAGAUAGAGGCUACAGAGACGCAGAAUGUGGAAUUGGCGCAAAAGGUCCAGGCUCAGAGGGCUGAGAUUGAGCGGUUGUUGGCUGGUUUAGAAGCAGUUGUGAGAGAUGUCGAGGGCGCCGCUGCGGCAGCCACGCAAUACGGGUGCGAAAAUAACCUCCGCAAGGAGGCUUUGCAGAUGGACGAGGAGGUCAAGGCGAGGGAGGAUAUUUGA